Messenger RNA from Folsomia candida, 2511 nucleotides. Its product is annotated as protein DENND6A. Gene Ontology annotation, molecular function: guanyl-nucleotide exchange factor activity. The record is from RefSeq and is a predicted model, not a curated record. NCBI's taxonomy places the organism in Eukaryota, Metazoa, Arthropoda, Collembola, Entomobryomorpha, Isotomidae. The transcript is spliced from 12 exons. Gene Ontology annotation, cellular component: recycling endosome. The coding region runs from base 703 to 2406 and encodes 567 amino acids.
AUAAUUGUACGAAGCCCCUUCGUUAAUAAAACUUCCAUUGCACAGAGUUACUCUUUUGUACUCUUGAUUUGUGAAACUGUAGUUAAUUUAAUUGGUAAUUAAUCACAUAAUUAGGAAGGCCACCAGGGCAAGGGAAUGGUGGUGGUAGGAUUUAGCAGCGGUGUGUGGUCUAUAUAGAAAGAAAUACAGGAAGCGAAAACAUCAACAUGACAUUUUUUAUGUGAAAAAGCUCCUUUGUUGUUUACCACUUGAUCAUUCUCCUAAGUCUAACUCAUUGUCUUAACUGUUGCCUUAAUCUCUCAGCUAGCGAGCUAAAAAAUCUAAGUUUGGGAAAGUUAUUAUUAUUACGAGCUAUGCGAGGCCUGCAGAUCUGAUCUUCAUGUUGAUAAUAAUUAAACCUUAAAUAUUUGAGUAAGAAAUUUCUCUAAAUAACUAACUGCCUUCUGUUUACCAUUAACAAAUAUUUUGGUUGGAUUCUCAAGUGGUAAACGUGGCUUGGUUAAAGAACAAUUGAGUAAAAUCAAGGGCAAAGUUGAAUCAAUACCAAUAUCAAGGCCAAUGUCGAUUCGUGGUGAUGAUGGACAUCAAUAGAGACGGUUGUUCUGAAUUUAGAUAGACGAAUAAUUUGUUAACAUCUAAUACGAGAAUAAGAUAUUGGAAGAACGAGUGAAGAUUUUGUAUUAUUAGACUAAAAAAUAAAUUAUGGAGACUUUUGUGCCACCAUCAUGGGACCGUUUCAGGGACUGGAUCCAUUGCGUCGCAGUCGUCACAUUUGACCUAGAGUUGGGACAAACGUUGGAGCUUAUAUAUCCACCACAUAUGAAAUUGUCUGAAAGCGAAAAGACAAAUAUUUGUUAUCUGUCCUUCCCAGAUUCAAAUUCUGGUUGUAUGGGAGACACGCAAUUUCAUUUCCGCAUCCGAUACACUCCGACAAAAUUAGAUUUAGCUGCAACGAAGCAAUUUUAUUUAUCGUAUAAUGUUAAGUGUCCCCCACCCCUGCAAGUGAGUCACAAGUUUCUCAAUGGUUAUGUAUACUUCCGUCAAGUGAAGGAUCCCACUUUAAGGAGAGGAUAUUUUCAAAAGUCCGUCGUGAUUCUUUCGCUAUUUCCUUUUCUGAAUCUUUUCAAUCAAAUGCUGGACGUAUUGGCUCCUGAAUUUUUCGAUAGUGGUCCUAAAGCAAUCGAAAAUGCUUGUACGGAUAUAUAUAGAUGGCCGCCGCCUACACCUGGUCAAACGCUGUCUAUCAAAUUUUUGAAUACACAGAUUCAAAUCUCUGUCCCAUCUCAAAACUCUUUGAGGACUGACUCUCCAACAAGCUCUACGGCUCCAACAACAUUUGAGAAUGAAAAUAAGACUAUGAUGGCGAAUCCCCAUCUAGGGUUACCAAACGUUGUGAUACCGUCGAUAUUUCAACCAGACUUAUUCCUGUGUCUUAGACCAGUUUUAUCACAUCUCCAUUUGUUUUGGGAAUUAAUUUUAACAGCAGAACCUAUUGUUGUAAUGGCACCACUGCCCGAUAUGUGUGCCAACACAGUUUACGCUUUACAAAGUAUGAUAUUUCCACUAAAGUUUUGUGCUGAUUUUCGUCCCUAUUUUACAAUUCAUGACACGGAUUUUAAGGAAUACACCCUAAAAUCUAGCGCUCCACCUCCAGUAGUAUUGGGUGUAACGAAUCCCUUUUUUGCGAAAACCCUUCAGCACUGGCCACAUAUAAUACGAAUGGGUGAUCCUUCAGCUGUCCAAAAUGGAAAAUUGAAAAAGGCAAAUAAUAUCAAACUAUUGGAUUCUCAGCCCGGCGUGUAUACGAGCUACAGGCCGUUCCUUCAAAAGGAUAAGAAUUUGAUUAAGAAAAUACUUUUGGGAAUGCAAUCCCAACGACCAGGAGAAGUUCAGACCAUCAUCCUUCGAAAACAUCUUCGUGAGCUGACGGAAAGUUUCAUGAUUCCGUUGGAAAGAUACUUGGCAAGUUUGAUGCCUUUACAGAAAAAUAUCUGCCCUUGCAAAGCCGCACCAUUGCCAAGACCAUUCAAUCCUGACGAAUUUCUUGCCACAUUAGAAACUUCUGGUCCACAUUUAACGACCGGAAUAAAAGGAGAGUGGGGGAGUUUAUACAAGAAAUUUUUCAGAUCAAUAAACUUUUCCGAGUGGUAUAAUGUGAGGUAUAAGGAAGCGGCAGAAAAACUUCAGGCUUUGCAUUUAGAAAUUUUAUCCGAUUCCGACGUGAAAAGUUGGAUUUCUGGACGCGAUGAGGUGGAAGCUGUUGAUCUGGUUUUACGACUGAGAGAACAAAUUGCUCAAUCGAAUCUCCCUAUUAAACCUGAUGUCAGGGAUAAACUACAAGUGCAUGUUGAUGCUAUUCUGAAGACAUUGCCAGAUGAUUUAAGAAGUGUUCUUCAGGCUAAUUAAUUUUAUAAUCUUGAUAUACGUACCUUGAUCGGUCUUAUGGUCGAUGGAUCAUAUCUGUGGCAUUUACUAUUUUUACAAGAGAAAUAAUAAAUGAAUGCAAUUUUA